UAUCACAACCGUUCUGCUGGUCAAACUGUGUAGAUCGUGCAAAGUUUUGUGCUUUUGGGAAUGACUAUCCUCAAUAGUUUAACAUUUUUUACUCUUUUACUGAAAUUUUGUCUCCAGUGAAUAAAAAAAAAAAGAUGUAAAAUCGUACGCCAAUUUUUCUUCACGAUCAUUUAAUCCUGUACCUAAAUUCGCAAUAUGUAUUUUUUGCUGAGUAUAUUCGAGUUUAUAUGAAACAAGUUCUUUGGAAUUCCUUUUACGUGUUUGGUGAAUUUUAUAAGACGUCUCUUUUUAAAACGGGCUAUUUAAAAUCAGUGAUCUUGUCGGGACUAUUCAGUCAUUCUGGUAAAAUUGACGGGACAACAAGUGAAUUAUAAAGUGAAGAAAAUACAAAAUAAGAAAAAAACAUAGUUAAUGCGUGAAAUUGCAAAAUAUUGACAAAAAUUGUCAAAAAUCUUAAUAAAACAAGAUGUUUAUUCGAUUUGGUCUAUCUUCGCAUCAAAGGCAAUAUUUGGUUGGAUUUAUUGCUAACUUCUCAACACUGAUGUAUGGCAUUUCUGUGGGAUGGGUCUCACCAACAAUUCCUCUGCUUAUGUCAGAGGAAGACACUCCCCUUCCAAUUGGGGCUAUAAGCAAAAGACAGGCUUCCCUUAUUAGUGCCCUACUCUACAUUUCCGGUUUGUUAGGAUCUCUUCUAUUUGGAUGGUUAGCUGAUCGUUUAGGCAGAAAAUGGUCUCUUUUCCUUGGAACAAUUCCCCAUGUAAUAGCCUAUCUACUCAUCAUUUUUGCUGCUGAUAUCUACUACCUUUACAUCUCCCGAUGCCUCAGUGGUUUAGGCUGUGGCGCCUUAUUUGUCGCAUUGCCAAUUUAUGUGUCAGAAGUGUCUGAGGACAAGAUUCGGGGAGGUAUGGGAGCUAUUUUCUGCAAUAUGGUAUCAGUAGGAAUUGUUGUAGGACGGGCUUUUGGCAGUUACUUGGACUUUUAUGUUGUGCCGUAUGGUGUUCUUGGUAUCUUAGCCAUCUUCAUUGUCACCUUUCCCCUCUUCCCUGAGACACCACAGUAUUUGCUCCUAAAGCAACGUCCUGAAGCUGCAGAGAAAUCCUUGAGAUUUUUGAGAGGUGUCACAAGAGAUCUCAGUGUUCCAUUGCCUCAAGCGGUUAAGGAUGAAUUUGAGGCUCUUAAGAACUCGCCAACGCUUCAUAAUCAGAAUAAUAGAAUUAAAUUAGAGGAUUUAAAACCAAAGACCACCCGAAGGGCAAUUCUAAUAAGUCUAGUCCUCAUCUCGGGCAGAAGUUUAUGCGGUGUCCUGCCUUUAGACAACUACACCGCUAGUGUUUUGAUGGAGGCUGGAUCUCAUGCUUGGAGUCCAAAUCUCUCAGCUCUCAUUGUGGGGGUAUUUGAGUUGAUUGGAAGUAACCUGGCCAUUAUCUGUGUUGACCGUGCUGGUCGACGAAUGAACCUUUUGGUGUCUAGUGGAGGCGCUGCAGUUUCUAUUGCCAUAUUGGGAGGUGUUUUCUUUGCCAAGACUUUCUUUGGGGUAGAAUCUGCAGCCAAUAGUUGGUUAGCUGUUGUAUCUCUGUCGGCUUUUAUGACUCUGGCUGCCAUUGGAGUUGUAGCAAUACCCUUCAGUGUAUCAGCGGAAGUUCUACCGCCAAAACUUAGAAGUCCUGUAUCUACAACUUUCAUGCUCCUCUAUUGGGCCAUGACUUUCGUGAUUGUGGAUUUUUUCCUGAUAUUUGGUGAAUACAAUGGAAUGUACACACCACUUUGGCUUUGCGGUACAUGGUGCACCUUUGAGCUGAUCUUUGUGUACUUUUACCUGCCAGAAACCAAAGGAAAGAGCUUCGAUCAAGUCGAAAUGGAGCUGCAGGGCAAGAAGAAGAAAGCUGUCUCACCUUCAUAAGAGUUUCCUAUGGAAAUUCCAACCACUUAAUUUACAAUUUUAAUUGUUAUUUGUAUAUUAAUAUUUUUAGUAUUAUAUGAUAAAAAUAUUAUAAUUCGAAUAUAUGUAAUAUUUUAUUAAACGUAAUAUUUUAUAUUAUCUUUUACCUCUGUUUAUCACAAUUACAAAUACAGAACGUAUUUGUGCGAAUUGUAGACUAAAACGUUCAUUUUGACCCUUUUGUGAUCCAUUCAGGAAAUAAAAUAUGAUACACCUUUGUAA
Messenger RNA from Phlebotomus papatasi, 2161 nucleotides. Its product is annotated as facilitated trehalose transporter Tret1-like. The transcript has 4 exons. The coding region runs from base 467 to 1900 and encodes 477 amino acids. Lineage: Eukaryota; Metazoa; Arthropoda; Insecta; Diptera; Psychodidae. Gene Ontology annotation, molecular function: transmembrane transporter activity. Gene Ontology annotation, cellular component: membrane. The record is from RefSeq and is a predicted model, not a curated record. Gene Ontology annotation, biological process: transmembrane transport.